Molecule: messenger RNA, 741 nt
Organism: Pocillopora meandrina
Lineage: Eukaryota; Metazoa; Cnidaria; Anthozoa; Scleractinia; Pocilloporidae
Source: the annotation of a GenBank genome assembly
AUGCUUAACUCUUUCUGGGGCAAAUUUGGCCAACGCCCCAAUCAGACACAAGUAUCCAGCUGUACAAAACCAAGUGAAUUUUUUCAGAUCAUCACAGAUGAUAGACAAGUGAUUCACAGAAUCGAGAUAGUCAAUGAACAUAUGGUCGAAGUUUUUCACAAUUUCCAAGAAAAAACCAUUCCCGUUCAAACAAAUGUAAAUAUUUUCAUCGCAUGCUUCACCACCUCAUAUGCUCGGCUCAAGCUCUAUGAUGCUCUUGACACAUUACAAGAAAGAGUAUUAUAUUUUGACACUGAUUCAGUUAUUUACACAAAGAAACCCACUCAAGCAACCAUUCCCACCGGGAAUUAUCUCGGACAGUUUAUCAAUGAACUCGACGAGGGAGACCAUAUUGUGGAGUUCGUGGCAGCAGGACCUAAAAACUAUGCUUAUAACACAAAACAAGGAAAGCAAACAUGCAAAGUGAGAGGACUCACACUCAACGCACGCGGGCAAAGAAUCUUACAUUUUAAUAGCAUGAAAGAGUUAGUCCUAAAUGAAAUACUUGAACCAGAAGAUGUACCACGCACCCUUUCCCUCCAUACCCCCUAUAAAAUCACAAGAUGCACAGCCACGAAAACUCUUCAUUCAGUUGCACAAGACAAGAAAUACAAACUGGUGUUUGAUAAACGUGUCAUUGAUCAUGACACAUAUCAAUCAUUUCCCUAUGGAUAUAAAUGUAUAUCCACUUCCCAAAUGUAA